AUGAAAGUUCUCAAGGAAAGAGUCGCCUUCCUACUGGACUACGAGGUCCUCGAGCACUUGAACGGGCUCAAGGAGAAAUACAAUUGGACGUUCACGCCCCAAGAGGAGAAGGACUCCAAAAGCAAGCGAAAGAGGUUUACAGGUGCUGGCCUUGACUUGGAGGUCAUCACAAGAGACAUCACUCUGUGCUUGGGGAAGCUGGCGGCAGGAGAAAUCCCUAACACGGAGGCUGUAAUGGAGAUCAUGACAUUUUUGAACCAGUAUGAGUUGAUGAAGGUGGAGAAGCUUCAGAUCCUCAAUUCCUUGCCGAGGUCCAUGGUGCAUCUAUAUGCCUUGGUGGAGGAGUGUGACCAGCGUUUUGAUGAGGAGACGUGUGAAGCGAUAUUGGCAAAAAUCAAUGAGGUAGUUCCUAAAGCGGAGACAGAAGAGGGAGACGAAGAGGAAAUCAAGGAAGAAGAGGAGUGA
Messenger RNA from Candidozyma auris, 465 nucleotides. RefSeq names its product DNA-directed RNA polymerase III subunit RPC17. Gene Ontology annotation, biological process: transcription initiation at RNA polymerase III promoter. Gene Ontology annotation, molecular function: nucleotide binding. The transcript has a single exon. The record is from RefSeq and is a predicted model, not a curated record. Bases 1 to 465 code for a protein of 154 amino acids. Gene Ontology annotation, cellular component: RNA polymerase III complex. NCBI's taxonomy places the organism in Eukaryota, Fungi, Ascomycota, Pichiomycetes, Serinales, Metschnikowiaceae.